AUGGACAAUGUUACUCAUGACUGGGAUGCGUGGGCGCAACGAUACGGGGCCUGGCCUCAUCAGCUGGAAGCAUUCAGAAAAGCCCUCAGCCAGAACUCGAUCCUGAACAUGCCGACCGGCAGUGGGAAGACUCUGGUUGCGUGCAUGCUACUGGACGCGCUGGGAGUUCCGAGCGUCUUUGUGGUGAACUCACGUGCGCUUGUGGUGCAGCAGUCGGAGUAUCUCCGCCGGCACAGCUUGCAAAGCUUCUCUGUGGGUAGCACUCCCCAAGCCGAGGUCUUUGUCGCAACCGGCGAGGUGAUUCGGAUCGCUCUCGAGACGGGGCAGAUUGCUGCCCAACAGCUUCGCUGCGUAAUCUUCGAUGAGGCACACCAUGCGGUAGGUCGCCACCCCUACGCCGAAGUCCUAACACAGCUGAGAGAGGGCUGCUGCCCGGCACGGAUAUUGGGACUCACAGCCAGCUUCCUGCAUGGAAACUCGGAUCCGGAACGCCGGCUGGAGGUGCUGGAGGACCGCUUCAGGGCCCAGGCUUUCUCGCCCCAGGUUCACCCGGCCUUGUCUCACAGCGAGCGGCGCUUCACGGCAGUGCCCUGGUUUGAGGCACAAGAUGAAGCGGCCUUCACAGCGGCGGCGGCCUACGCCAGCUACGCGAGGCACUUGGAUGUCCUUGUCGAGAACUUGGCAAAGGUGGAAUUCAACUGGGAGCUUCAGAGCUCCCUUGCUCGAGAGAAGGGCCGCCUCCGUGGAGUCUUGGAGAGCCUGGGGCCUGCAGCCUGGCAGCCCUUCGUGCAGGAAAGCCUCGUCGAAGUGGUCCAGGCGAAGCUCUCCAGCAAGUUGGCUUUUGCAGAUGAUGCCGGAGACACCGAGUGCUUGCAGAGGGCCCUGGUACUGCUGCCUCGUUGCCGGGAAGUCCUGGCCAGGGUGACCUCAGUGAGUGAUGAGGUGAGCGGGAAGUUUGAGGCACUGUGCCAGCUUCUGAGGCGUCUGCUGUCGGGUUCGAAUGGUUCGACUGACAAGAUCUUAGUCUUUGUUGAGCGCGUGUCGGUGGCUGGGCCCAUGGCACGGCUUCUGGAAGCAUCCACCGGGGUCGAGAUCGCCCAUGUUUGUGGCGUGCAGGGGAUGGAGGAGGGUCUUCGACAGUGGAAUCUGCAGCGGUUCCGCACCACCUGCCAAGUCUUGGUGGCCACCACAUCUCUGGAGGAAGGUUUGGAUGUGCCAGACUGUCGCUAUGUGGUGCGUUACGACUUCUUCAGCAGUGCCAAGAGCCACGUCCAGGGAGCCGGCCGUGCGCGACAUGGCGAAGCAGAGAUUUUCUAUUUCGACAACGACCCAAACAGGGAGGAAGACCGUCGGCGUCGCGUAGAAGAUGCCCUGAGCCGGGAAGCCCCCAUGGGCUCCGAGCGGGAGCCGCAAAGGCCGGAGGCCCCGGCUUGUUCCGUUCUUCCAAGUGGCAGGGGCGAAGAGGAAGGCGCCGGGGAAGGCGGCGAGGGUAUUGGCCAUGCCUGGGGCGAGGAGAAGACUCUUUGGGACUAUCGUCAGAACAAAUCCUUUAGGGGCAUGACGUGUGCCUGUGGUGCACUUCUGCACAUCACCAGCCGUGCUUACGGGCGGGGUCGGAAGAAGAAGGAGCGCAUUUUCUCGGUGCAAGGCGCGGUGGUCUGCCCGCUUUCGCUAAGUCCCAUUCCCGAGCUGAGACAAAAUGGGAAGAGGGCGACGGGUGCAUGCUUGGCGCUUGGACUGUGUCGCACUGCAUUGUUCCACAGUCCAGCCCGCCCCCACCGCUGCUUCCGAGCCGCCUACACUAGGCCUAGGCCACUAGGCCCUAGGUGCCAUGGACCUUUACGGAUAGUGUGGUGA
Symbiodinium sp. CCMP2456 is the source of this 1857-nucleotide messenger RNA. NCBI's taxonomy places the organism in Eukaryota, Dinophyceae, Suessiales, Symbiodiniaceae. The record is from the annotation of a GenBank genome assembly.